CCCGCGCGGGGCGAGUGUCGCGGCCGGAGCGCCCCGGCGGGAGCCCCGCGGCGCGGGAGGAUGAGCGCCCCGGUGGAGCCCAGGAUCAAACAGGCGCUAAGGAAGAAGCCCACGGAGCGCACUCCCGAGGACUUAAACACUAUCUAUUCUUUCCUUCAUGGACUAGACAUACUCUCGCAUUUCAGGGAGCAUCAGCUGAGAAUAAUGUCAUCGAGUGCCCGCUAUGAGAGGUACAAGGGCAACCAAGUCCUCUUUUGCUCAGAAACUAUUGCAAGAUGCUGGUAUAUCCUACUUUCUGGAUCUGUGCUCAUGAAGGAUUCCAUGUUUUUACCACCUUGCAGUUUUGGCAAGCAGUCUGGAGGAAAGCGAGGAUGCGAAUGUAUCAUAUUGGAGCCUUCAGAAAUGAUUGUGGUGGAGAACUCCAAAGACAAUGAGGAAAACAUCUUGCAAAGAGAGGUCCCUCUCCGGCAGUCCCGCCGGAGGUACAGGAAGAUCAACCAGCGGGGCGAGCGCCAGACCAUCACAGAUAACGUGGACACCAGCAGCUACGUGUCGCUCCCAGCUGACCUUACCAAGAUGCACCUCACGGACAAUCCCCACCCUCAGGUGACACACGUGCCCUCCAGCCAGUCUGGGUGUAGCAUUGCCAGUGACUCUGGGAGCAGCAGCCUGUCUGACAUCUAUCAGGCCACAGAAAGUGAGAUGGGAGAUGUUGAUUUAACGGGUCUUCCAGAAGCACCUGUAGACUCUGAAGAUGAAGAAGAGGAGGAGGAUGAAGACAUUGACAGAACUUCCGAUCCACUUCUAGGGAGAGAUGUUGUCCGAGAGUGCCUUGAGAAAGAGCCUGCAGAUAAAACUGAUGAUGACAUUGAGCAAUUAUUGGAAUUUAUGCAUCAACUCCCUGCCUUUGCAAACAUGACCAUGUCUGUGAGAAGAGAGCUUUGCUCAGUGAUGAUCUUCGAAGUGGUGGAGCAAGCAGGAGCCAUCAUCCUCGAGGAUGGCCAAGAGCUCGAUUCUUGGUAUGUUAUUUUAAAUGGCACAGUGGAAAUCAGCUAUCCUGAUGGGAAGAGCGAGAGUCUCUGUAUGGGAAAUAGUUUUGGGAUUACUCCCUCUCUGGACAAACAGUACAUGAAUGGAGUGGUCAGAACCAAAGUAGAUGAUUGUCAGUUUGUGUGUAUAGCCCAGCAAGACUACUGGAGGAUUCUGAACCAUGUGGAAAAAAACACUCAUAAAGUGGAGGAAGAGGGAGAAAUUGUGAUGGUGAAGGAGCACAGGGAGCUGGAUCGCAGUGGAACCAGAAAAGGCCACAUAGUUAUCAAGGCAACACCCGAGCGACUCAUCAUGCACUUAAUAGAAGAACAUUCUAUUGUGGAUCCCACCUACAUUGAAGAUUUCCUUUUAACAUACAGAACAUUUCUAGCAAGCCCCUUGGAAGUUGGAAAUAAACUCUUGGAAUGGUUCACAGUGGACAGCCUCAGGGAUAAGGUUACCAGAGUGGUCUUACUGUGGGUGAACAAUCAUUUUAAUGACUUUGAAGGAGAUCCUGCCAUGACUCGAUUCCUGGAAGAAUUUGAAAAGAACUUGGAAGAUACGAAGAUGAAAGGCCAUCUCAGGUUGUUGAAUAUUGCCUGUGCUGCCAAAGCAAAAUGGAGACAAAUCACGCUGCAAAAACCUUCCCGAGAUUCCCCCCUGUUUUUCAGCCUCCUCGGGGGCAGUGACAAGGGCUUUGGUAUUUUUGUAGAGACUGUGGAGAUGGGCAGUAAAGCAGCAGAGGCUGGACUCAAGCGUGGUGAUCAGAUAAUGGAAGUAAAUGGACAGAACUUUGAGAACAUUACCUUUGUGAAAGCUCUGGAAAUCUUAAGGAACAACACACAUCUCUCCAUUACUGUAAAAACAAACAUUUUUGUGUUCAAGGAGCUGCUCUGCAGGAUAGGACAAGAGAAGAAUGGAAUUCCACAUAUUCCAAAAAUUGCAGAAAAGAAAAACAACCGUUAUUCCAUCCCAGAUAUGCCUGGAGAUGUGGAACAGAUGUUUCCCCGGGAAAAAGGAAACAAGAAAAUGAAAGCAAACACUGUAUCUGGUGGCAGAAACAGAAUCAGGAAAAUCUUAGACAAGACCCGUUUCAGCAUCUUGCCUCCAAAACUGUUCAGUGACGGCAGCGUGAGCCAGUCACAGGACGACAGCAUCGUGGGCACCCGGCAGUGCCGCCACAGCCUGGCCAUCAUGCCCAUCCCAGGGACCCUCUCCUCCAGCAGCCCUGACCUGCUCCAGCCCACAACCAGCAUCCUGGACUUCUCUAACCCCUCAGCUGUUGGGUUUUACUAUAUCCCGGAUCAGGUGAUAAGAGUUUUCAAAGCGGAUCAGCAGAGCUGUUACAUCAUCAUCAGCAAAGACACCACAGCCAAGGAGGUGGUGAGCCACGCUGUGCACGAGUUCAACCUGACAGGGGCCCCCGACACCUACUCCCUGUGCGAGGUGUCCGUCAGCCCCGAGGGCGUCAUCAAACAGCGGCGCCUCCCGGAUCAGUUCUCCAAGCUGGCCGACAGGAUCCAGCUCAACGGACGGUAUUAUCUAAAAAACAACAUGGAGACAGAGACCUUAUGCUCAGACGAGGAUGCUCAGGAGCUGCUCCGGGAGAGCCAAAUUUCCCUGCUCCAGCUGAGCACCAUCGAGGUGGCCACCCAGCUCUCCAUGAGGGACUUCGAGCUGUUCCGCAACAUCGAGCCCACGGAGUACAUCGAUGACCUCUACAAGCUGGACUCCAAAACAGGGAACGCUCACCUGAAACAGUUCGAGGAUGUCAUAAACCAAGAGACCUUCUGGGUUGCCAUGGAAAUUUUAGCAGAGCCCAACCAGCUCAAAAGAAUGAAGAUUAUUAAGCAUUUCAUUAAAAUCGCUCUCCACUGUCGAGAAUGCAAGAACUUCAAUUCCAUGUUCGCGGUUAUAAGUGGGUUAAAUCUUGCGCCAGUAGCUCGGCUCAGAGGCACUUGGGAAAAGUUACCCAGCAAGUAUGAAAAGCACCUCAGAGACCUUCAAGAUCUUUUUGAUCCAUCUCGAAACAUGGCAAAAUACCGCAACAUCCUGAGCAGCCAGAGCAUGCAGCCUCCAAUUAUCCCACUUUUCCCUGUUGUCAAGAAGGAUAUCACGUUCCUGCAUGAAGGCAACGAUUCCAAAGUGGAUGGCCUGGUGAACUUUGAGAAGCUGCGAAUGAUUGCCAAGGAAAUCCGCCAAGUUGUCCGAAUGACCUCGGCAAACAUGGAUCCAGCUGUGAUGUUCAGGCAAAGGAAGAAGAGGUGGAGAAGUUUGGGGUCUCUGAGCCAGGGCAGCACGAACUCCAACAUGCUGGAUGUGCAGGGAGGUGCCCACAAGAAGCGUGCCCGCCGCAGCUCGCUGCUCAACGCCAAGAAGCUCUACGAGGACGCGCAGAUGGCCAGGAAGGUGAAGCAGUACCUGUCCAACCUCAACGUGGAGACAGACGAGGAGAAGAUCCAGAUAUUGUCACUCCAGUGUGAGCCUGCCUACAGCACUUUGACAAAGAAUUUAAGUGAGAGAAGAGGAGGGAAAUCCUCCGAAAUGUCUCCGGUGCCCAUGAGGUCAAUUGGCCAAACCACAAAAGCCCAUCAGCAUCAACAGAACAGAAUGAGUCAAGUUCUUCAGGUGCCAACUGUGAAUUUGUACCCCAGCAGGAAAAAGGGGCUGACGAAGGAACAUGUCACAUUCAGUACAGGCUCCCCACAGAAGUCAUUAAGCUUGUCUGAGGAAGUAAGUAGUAAGAAACAAACAGAUGACACCAUGUCCAUGGCAUCUUCUUUGCACUCCAGCCCUCCUGCUUCUCCUCAGGGCUCCCCACGCAAAGUUGGCAACACGCAGAGGUCGGAUAACUGCAGUCAGAUGAACCUCUCUGGCUCUUCCUCCUCACUGGCCAGCGAGACCAGCAACAAGACCAGUGGCCAGCGCAGCUACGGAAUAGGCUACGCCCUCAUCCCUUCCACUAAAUCCGACAACUUCUCCGACUCCAGUCACAGCGAGAUCUCGUCCCGCUCCAGCAUCGUGAGCAACUGCUCCGUGGAUUCCAUGUCGGCAGCACUGCAGGACGAGAGGGGCUUGUCCCAGUCCCUCAUCGUGGUGGACUCCAGCGGGGCAGAGAGGAAGGAGCAUCCCCAGCCACUGGUGGAUUAUGGCCAGCCCUGCCCAGGCUGGUCGAUCACGAGGCCUGCCCUGAUCAGAGGGAUGGCUUUCACCUCCUCCAUGAGCAGCGAGGAGAUCUCCCACGAGCACAUCACGGUGGAGGCAGCAGACAGCGGCCGGGGCAGCUGGACUUCGUGCUCCAGUAGUUCUCAUGACAACUUCCAGAACAUCCCCAACCAGAAGAGCUGGGAUCUCCUCAACUCUUACCGUCACACCCAGCUGGACGGACCUAUAGCUGAAGUGGAUCCCACAAACUGUUACUCUGAGGAGGGUUAUUUGUAUUCCGAAGCCUUUUCCAAAGCCAACAGGCAGUCGAAAGCCAGCGUGGAGCUCGAUCAGUCCCGGCAGAGCUGGGCCUCCUCCAGCUCCCUGUCAGACACCUACGAGACAAACUAUGGGACAAUUAAGCGCAGGGGGCUGGAGAACUCCACGGCCGAGCAGACGGAGGUUUUGGACUCUAAACCAGGCGCUGAUACAACUUACAAAACUGUUACUUCCAGUACAGAAAAAGGCCUGAUAGUGUACUGUGUCACCUCACCUAAGAAGGACGAUAGGUAUAGGGAGCCACCGCCCACCCCUCCGGGAUAUAUGGGGAUUUCUUUAGCGGACAUAAAGGAAGGAUCGCCCCACCACCCACACCUCAAACCUCCAGACUAUAGUGUGGCAGUGCAGAGGUCAAAGAUGCUGCACAGUGACCUCUCUAGACUUCCAGCAGCUCCUCUGGGUGGUGACUGUCUCUCCUCGAGGACGCCCCAGUGGCACGGCCGGCAGCCGUCCAGCCCCAAACUAGCAGAUAUGCCUGACGCAGAUAGUGAAGAGGAUGAAGAUGAACAAGUAUCAGCAGUUUAAGCGCUGGGCUGUUUGUGUGAACCACUCUCAGCCCGAGGGAUGUGGGGACAAGGACCUCGUGGUUCUGUUAGCGACCGCUAACGACUUGCUGCUACUGACCUCAGACCUUUGCCCCUGCCCUGGACGAGAUGGAACGGGUUGGAUUCUCCUCUCUACACCCUCCUUCACUCUGCCACCCCCUAAGCAAGCUCUUUCUGCCUGGGAAAUAGAAAGUCACAUUCCAGGAGUGUGCUGACUGCCCGGAUACCAGCACUGGUACCCAGAGAUGGACCGAGCUUGGUGCAUGGGGAGGACCAGUUGUCACCACCACUUGAAACUCAAAAGCAUUCUUCUGUAUGAUACCAUGUAAUCCUUUGGUAGUUUUCCAUUGUCCUUAUUUUCUACAUGACCAUUAGAAAUCUGAGAGUGUUAUUUUAUGAACUUCGGAAAAAAAAAAUUAUAUCAAAAUGUCAGCAAAAGCAAAGGACAUUGCUGAAGUAUCUGAAAAUAAUUUAUUAAUUUAAAUUUUUUUUUAAAUGGGAAUUUCCUUUUAUUUGUGUUGGGAGUGCUCUGGUUGGCUAAUAUAAAUGUUUAGUCAAUGUGACAGUAAAUUAGCUACACAUCCACUGCUGUGCUCUCAAAAUAAACACAGAAAACUA
Molecule: messenger RNA, 5675 nt
Organism: Pipra filicauda (Wire-tailed manakin)
Lineage: Eukaryota; Metazoa; Chordata; Aves; Passeriformes; Pipridae
Gene: RAPGEF6
Product: Rap guanine nucleotide exchange factor 6
Exons: 31
Coding region: 61-5037 (1658 amino acids)
Biological process (GO): positive regulation of ERK1 and ERK2 cascade; small GTPase-mediated signal transduction
Molecular function (GO): guanyl-nucleotide exchange factor activity; protein binding
Source: RefSeq, a predicted model, not a curated record